Drepanopeziza brunnea f. sp. 'multigermtubi' MB_m1 is the source of this 231-nucleotide messenger RNA. NCBI's taxonomy places the organism in Eukaryota, Fungi, Ascomycota, Leotiomycetes, Helotiales, Drepanopezizaceae. The record is from RefSeq and is a predicted model, not a curated record.
AUGCAUUGGAAAAGAGCUAGCGGACCAGUCCUUGAUCUUGCCGGUGUUCUGAAAGCUGCUGAGGACUUUGACGCGCAGUCGCGAACCAGAUGGAUCGGGCUGGGCUCGGUCAGGGUCGAGGAUGAGGGUGAGGAUGAGGAUGAGGAUGAGGAUGAGGUCAAAGUCGUAAACAGGCGCGCGCUGGCGUCAGGAGGAAAGCAACGAAGGGACAGCGACACUACGACAGUGUGA